Cantharellus anzutake is the source of this 7040-nucleotide messenger RNA. RefSeq lists its product as uncharacterized. The transcript is spliced from 12 exons. Bases 1 to 6897 code for a protein of 2298 amino acids. NCBI's taxonomy places the organism in Eukaryota, Fungi, Basidiomycota, Agaricomycetes, Cantharellales, Hydnaceae. The record is from RefSeq and is a predicted model, not a curated record. Gene Ontology annotation, molecular function: ATP binding; helicase activity; ATP hydrolysis activity.
AUGGCCAACUCGAGACGUUUGGCGAGACUUUCCAAAGUCUAUGAUGACGUUUGCUCUGGAAAAGCACUCGUCAAGGAAGAGAAUGCUCGCCUUUUCCUUGAAGCAAUAUAUUCACAGUCCGACGUUACUGGUCUCAAUGCCCUACAAACUGCUCUGUUUUCCGAAGCUACGCCUGACUUCUUCAACGAUCCUGUCAGCAAGCUGUGCUUAUUCCUCUCCAGCCCCGCACUUUCCAAUAUUCAUGGUGGCAGUUAUCUGGGUCGAGUCAUCGGACGCCUGCUUCAUCCCACUGUUUUCUGGAACGCGAUCCUCAACACGCUUAAGCAAGGAGCACUUAAUGCUGAUGGCGAGGCCGCCGUUGGGUGGAUCUUGGUCCAGGUUUUAACAGUACCUUCCCCUGAGCUCGGCGACCGCGCGUGUUACCACGCCGCUGCGGAGGAUACCGUCGUCAUCGAUCGCCUGUUAAAAUCGAAAUCUCCAGAAGCGCGCAGGUACGGCUACAGCAUCAAACACCUCCGUGCAACACCUGACGCCGAUGAUGACGAGGCGGGGGGUCGUCACGAUAACGAUCAUGCCGAUUUUCGCAAGAUCGCCAUCCUUCCUACUCAUGAUGAGCUAGAGAGUGUCCAACCACCUUUUCUCCGGCAGGCGACUUACUUAAACAACGACCGGGACAACGAGAUUCAUCCUCAGAUCCAUUUUGACAAUCAGUUUGGCCUGCUUCGGGAAGACAUGCUCGGUGAAAUUCGUGAAGAAACCCAGAUUGCUUUGGGGAAGAAGAAAGGCUGGCGUCGGAGUGUGGCAGUUCCAGUUACCUUCGACGGAUUGUUCAUUCCGAAUGGUGGAGAACGCGGGAAAAUUGGGAUAAAACUCCUCUGCGAGACUGAUCUCGGGCAAUUUAAGAAGGUCGGCGAUGAUCCCAAAAAGAGGAAAACCUAUCUCCGAGAAAACCGAAAUUUCGCCAAACACUUGUCCCUCACUUGCCUCAUAGUCGAGGAUCGCAUUCUAUCGUUCCCUACACUUUACCGCGAGGAAGACCAACUAGCGAAGUACCCACCUGUUUUGGUCGUUGGAUUGGAUGAUAAAGAAGUCGCUGCAAGGACCUUCUUUGCUUUGAAGACGAGCAAGAACGCCAAAUUAGCUUUUAUUGACUGCGCUGUCUUCGCUUACGAGCCAAUCCUGGUGUCACUUCAACGAUUGCUCCCCUCCCAGCUUGUGUUGGAGGAAGAAAUUCUCCAGUGGUAUCCUGGAAGGCCACUCCGGGAACCCACUUCCUUUUCACAUGUCAGCAAUCUCAUUCACCGUCUUCGCCUCGAUCCUGGGUGUUUGAAGUCUGCUCUGUCCUUGGAUAAACCAGUGACGCUUGAUGCCUCUCAGAGUGCUUCUUUCAUCGCUAGCCUUUCGCAGAGAUUAAGCCUGAUCCAAGGACCACCAGCCAUUUGUUGUGAAGGGACGGGAAAGUCGUUUAUUGGUGCCUUGUUGGUAAAAGCCCUUUAUUCCUACACCAAUGAGAGAAUUCUUGUUUUUCUGGAAGAUCUCAUGAAGAUCGGGAUCCCAUCACAACAGAUUGCGAGGCUUGGAGGAAAAGCGAACCCCGCGACGGAAAAGCUUAAUCUUCACGAUGAAGCGAAAAGGACUUACAAGCGUACUCCCAACGACUGGGGCGACAUCAGGGGAGCAGAACACGACGUCGGGAAUCUCAGACAGUCGAUUCCCAGAGCGUUCCCCAGUGAUUGGCACAUGAACUCAACGCCAUCUGAUAAAGCCCUUCUUGAGCUUUUGGAAUUCGAGGACCCAGAGUAUUACCGGGCGUUCUGUCUCCCAGCCAGCGAUGACGGAAUGCAAACGGUUGCUGGAGGAAAGACGAUCGGUCGCGAUUACUUGCUUAAACAAUGGAAGGCUGGAAGGGAUGCUGGAGUUCUUUCGUCUCAUCCUCAUAUCGAGUCUUAUGGUCGAGUUUGGAGUCUUCCCCCGCCCCAACGACAAGAAAUAUUGCGCAAAUGGUUUGACGUACUGCUUAGGGAAGAAGUUCAGCAACUUAGCAAGAUGAUCGUUCAACACGACGAGGCAAUAGAUAGAAAGGAAGCUGUCUUUUCGCGGGGACAUGCUGCCGUUAUGAAUACAAAACGCAUCAUCGCAGCAACUACGACGGGCGCCGCAAAAUACCGAGACGACAUCAAAGCCUCGUCUCCAGAUGUGCUGCUCGUAGAGGAGGCGGGAGAGAUUCUUGAGAGUCACAUCAUUAGUGCUAUGGGGGGCUCGAUACACCAAACGAUCUUGAUCGGCGACCAUAAGCAGUUACGGCCGAAAGUGAAUGAUUACAAACUGACUGUCGAGAAGGGGGAAGGGUACGAUUUGAACAGAUCGUUAUUCGAACGCCUUGUUCUCAAAGGCUACCCUCACCAUACACUUCAGGCGCAACACCGCAUGCGUCCGGAAAUAUCACGUUUCGUUCGUGAAAUGACAUACCCUGGUCUCUUAGACGCACCGAAGACGUCCGGACGUCCUGAUGUUCGGGGUCUCCAGGCGAACGUGGUCUUCAUCGAUCAUCACCAUCCUGAAGGCGGUCAAGAUCAAAACGAGGAUCGUAGCAAGGCCAACUCCUUCGAGGCCGAUAUGGUCUUGAAAAUCGUCAAAUACCUCGGUCAGCAAGGAUAUGGAACGGACAAACUUGUCAUUCUGACCCCGUACUUGGGACAACUGAGCUUGCUGCGAAACUUGUUAUCGAAGACUCACGACCCUGUAUUGAACGAUCUUGACUCAUACGAUCUUGUUAAGGCCGGUCUGAUGACUGAAGCGACGGCGAAGGCAGCAAAGAAACGGGUUCGUCUGGCCACAAUCGAUAAUUACCAGGGAGAGGAGAGCGAAAUCGUUGUCGCAAGUUUGACCCGAAGCAAUAAGAAGCAUGAUAUCGGAUUUAUGUCUGCACCAGAGCGAUUGAACGUUCUCCUCUCUCGCGCUCGCGAUGGUUUGAUCAUGAUUGGCAAUUCGAACACAUUUCGGCACUCUCGCAAGGGAUCAGAGACUUGGGAACCCUUUUUCCGGCUCUUGCAGGAAGGGAAUAACUUGUAUGAUGGUUUACCGGUGCUGUGUUCCCGUCAUCCAGAUCGAGCAGCUUUACUUCGCUCGCCUGGAGACUUUGAGAUAUAUUCGCCCGAGGGCGGUUGUCUUGAACCAUGUGGGAAAAUUUUGAACUGCGGGAAUCACCCUUGCCCCUCGAAAUGUCACCAGUUAGUUGACCACUCCAAAAUUAAAUGCCGAACAAAAGUCGUCACGAAAUGCACGAAAGAUCACAAGGUCCACAAAGAAUGCUACGAUAAAAACGCGAUCGCAAAUUGUCCUUCCUGCAAGCGCCAGAAGAAGCAGACAGAAGAAGCCGCCAACCGGGCAGCCGAACAAGCUGCUCAUGAUGAGAACAUGGCUGAGCUUGAUGCGGAGCUCGAAAGACAGUUAAGGGCUGCACAAACUCAAAAAGCUACCCAAGAACGAGCUGCAGCCCUGGAGCAGAAACGACAGGACAUACAGGAAGCCUCUUCUCGCAGUCAACCACCUGUGACAGGUCCACCCGCACCGGACCCACCUGCGGCGCCAGCUGCUUCAUCAACGAAUCCAUUCAACCUAAGAGAUUCUAUCUCCUCCAUUAUCUCGUCGAUAGCACCGACGUCCAUCUUCGGGUCCAAGCUAAGUCUGACGAAAAACAAUGAAUCCGCCGCCAAAGUGGCACCCUCUGCAUCCCAGCAGGAAUGGGAGCGCCAGAAAAGCAUCGAAGGGGCCAAGAACCCGCAUAUCGAUGAGAUCAUGGGUAUGAUCGGAUUGGAAAAGGUUAAGGGGCACGUACUUGGCCUCAAAGCGGAGUUAGAAGUAAGUUUGCGGCAGGGCAUCUCAAUGGAGAAGAAGAAUCUUAACGCCGCCUUUCUGGGCAACCCCGGAACUGGGAAAACAACGAUCGCUAGAUUAUAUUCCAAGUUCUUAUCGUCCAUGAACAUCUUGCCAGGGACUCAUUUCCACGAGACUUCAGGUUCGAGCUUAGCACAUGAAGGUAUUCCUGGGCUGAAGAAGGCAAUCGAUGAGGUCUUGAAAGCGGGCGGCGGGACAAUUUUCGUUGAUGAGGCCUACCAGCUUACAGAUGCUCAUAAUCCGGGCGGACGUGCUGUUCUUGAUAACCUCCUCACUCUGAUGCUGGAUAAUAUCGGCAAGAUCGUUUUCUUGUUUGCUGGAUACAAAUCUAAUAUGGAGAAGUUCUUUGAGGCCAACCCCGGCCUACCAUCUCGCAUUCCAUAUUCAAUACUCUUUGAAGAUUAUGAAGAUCACGAACUAAUACGAAUCUUCAUCCACGAAGUCUCCAAGAGGUAUUCGGGGAGAAUGUCUAUUGAAGGAGGUGAUGCUGGGCUUUAUGUACGUAUCGCCAUUCGGAGACUCGCAGCAUCGCGGGGAAGGGAUGGGUUUGGAAAUGCCCGUGACGUCGCCACGCUACUUGAUCGAGUUAAGCAGCGCCAAGCUGAGCGCAUCACACGCGAGCGGCGCGAAGGUAACCGCCCUGACGACUUUCUGUUUACACAAACCGAUCUCAUUGGUCCGAGGCCUGAUGCGGCUGUGAAGACUAGCAAGGCAUGGGAAAAACUACAAGGCUUGAUUGGUUUGGCGGAUGUCAAGACCACACUCAAAAGUCUCAUCGACACCAUCCAAACCAACUAUGGGCGCGAACUUGCGGAGAAGGCAUUGGUUCAAACAUCCUUGCACCGUGUCUUUUUAGGUAAUCCUGGGACGGGGAAGACUACAGUCGCCAAACUCUACGGCCAGGUCCUGGUGGACCUAGGGAUGUUAUCCAACGGGGAAGUGAUGGUGAAGACGCCGGCUGACUUCAUUGGCGAUGUGAUUGGGGCGUCUGAGGCGAAAACCAAGGGUAUCUUGGCGAACAGUCGGGGAAAGGUGCUUGUCAUCGAUGAAGCGUAUGGCCUAUACGAGAAGAACAGGGGAUGGUCUAAUAGCUUCAAGACUGCGGUCAUCGAUACUAUCGUGGCUGAGAUCCAGCCAAAUCCUGGAGAGGAUCGUUGUGUAUUGAUGUUAGGUUACAAGGAUCAGAUGCAGGAAAUGUUCCAGCAUGUCAACCCUGGGCUCUCACGUCGCUUCGCAAUUGACGACGCAUUCGUCUUUUCCGACUUCACCAAGGAGGAACUUGCACAAAUCCUGGAUCUCAAGUUGAAAGAACAAGACCUAAUUGCGACUCCGAAAGCGAAGUCUGUGGCGCUUGAGAUGCUAGAGCGUUCUCGGGUUCGCCCUAACUUUGGGAACGCUGGUGAGGUGGAUAAUAUGCUUGGGAAGGCUAAACUACACUAUCAGAAUCGACAAUCUCACCUUGAGCCCUCUGAGCGUCCAAUCGAUAUCAUACUGGAGCCAGAAGACAUUGACCCCGACUUCGACCGCUCGGAUAGUGCAGAGAAAAACCUAGAAACUUUGUUCCGAGGGAUGGUCGGUUCGGACGUGAUUGUGGAGAAGCUUCGAGAAAUCCAGCGUAUCUGUCAGCUGACAAGAGGUCGAGGCAGGGAUUCACGUUCCGAGGUGCCGACAUCCUUUGUUUUUAGGGGUCCUCCAGGGACAGGAAAAACUAGCGUGGCGCGGAAGAUAGGGCAAGUUUACUAUGACAUGGGUUUUCUUUCGUCUCCCGAAGUCGUUGAGUGCUCAGCUUCGGACUUUAUUGGCCAGUACGUAGGGCAUACCGCGCCUAAAACACGGGACAUGUUUGAUAAGGCGCUGGGGAAGGUUCUCUUCAUUGAUGUGGCUUACCGACUAGGCGACGGACAGUUUGCGAAAGAAGCUAUCGACGAGAUAGUGGAUUGCUUAACAAAGGAGAAGUAUCAAGGGCGGCUGAUUGUCAUACUUGCCGGCUAUGAGCACGACAUCAAUAGACUGCUCGGCGCGAACGCGGGUCUGGCGAGCCGCAUAACAGACGAGAUCACAUUUUAUCCCCUGUCACCAGAAAAAUGUGCCGAACUGCUCAUCGGGGAGCUCAAGGGCGCACAGGUCCAAAUCCACUAUCCACCCGACAUGGACGGGGGAUUGCAACUAAUUGAGCACUUCUCUGCUUUAGCAUCUCUGCCUCAGUGGGGCAACGCUCGUGAUGUAAAAACGCUGGCGAAGCGCAUCAGAUCCAAAGCACUGCUGGGAUGGAAUGGGGAUCCGGGCGCUCAAGACUUGAAAAUACCAUUGUCUACAGUCAUUACCCUCAUGGACGACAUGUUAAACUCAAUGGUUUCUCGGUGUCAGGACAGGAUUCCCCACGCCACCGCUCCUCCAAUCCGACCACCCAUAUCGCCCAUGCCCUUGCAAGAGAACGCGCCUGCGCCGCCGUGCGACAGCUCUGCUUCUAGAGAUUCAAAGGCUCCCCGGUCAGUGCCCCCAGCCCCCAACGAACCGAAAACCGUGGAUACAGAGUCUGAUGUCCAGGAGAGGGAUCCUGGGGUCAGUGAUGUCACCUGGGGUCAGUUGGUGCGAGACAAACAAGCCGCCGCCGAACGAGAGGAAGCUCUUCGUGACCUGGAGGAGAAGCGAUCAAGGGACGAAGAGGAAGCACGGGACCUUGAAGAAACAGCGAUGAAGGCAGCGAAACGUCUGGAGGAAAACCAAAACUCUCAGAAAGACAAAGCCUUGAAAGACGCCACUCGUCUUCGCGCAGAGCAGCUUCGGCUUAAGGCGAUUGCCAAGCGAGCUAGAAUCGCCGAGUCAGAAUCCGCUCUCAAGAAGAUGCGCGAGGAGGCACAGAAGGAAAGUAAGGUGCAACAUAAACUGCGCCAGAUGGGAGUGUGUGUUGCCGGUUUCCGUUGGAUCAAGCAGAACGGUGGCUACCGUUGUGCCGGUGGGAGUCAUUGGGUUAGUGAUUCGCAAUUGGGAUGUAAGUGACGCGCACGGUGUGAAAGGGUUCCAUUUGUUCGGUCAGUGCAGCACCGCGUAAUUGCAAUGAAUUGUCUUGUCCGUUCGGAAGUAAAAAAGAAUAGUGACAUAUAGGGUAUCUACAUGCAACACAACAAAUAGUAAUAACGUUU